This is a messenger RNA of Leguminivora glycinivorella, 1816 nucleotides long. RefSeq lists its product as uncharacterized. NCBI's taxonomy places the organism in Eukaryota, Metazoa, Arthropoda, Insecta, Lepidoptera, Tortricidae. The record is from RefSeq and is a predicted model, not a curated record. Bases 274 to 1092 code for a protein of 272 amino acids. The transcript is spliced from 8 exons.
UACUUCAAACUUUAAUUCAACGUGCAUGUAAAAUAACAGCGUUCGGAAAUUUCUACACGUUGCCAGUAAUCGGUUUUAGAAUAUUUGAUAAUACAUUUUCUGUGCAGUGCUGUUUUGAAAUUUGAAUUUAACGGUCGAGUUUGACGUUUAAUAACAAACAAUUAUUUAUUUUAAUUCUUAAUGUAUAUGUCUUAAGUGUAAUUUUUAUAUAAAAGUAAAAUUAUAGUGGGUUGUAAAACCGUCUGGAUCACAGUUUGGACUUGACAAUCAGGGAUGUGGUGGUUGCUGAAGUUAUCAAUCGUCAUGCAAUGUGUGAACUCCGUGCGCAUAACACACAUGCGUGUACCAGAAGUUAUUCAAUACGAAUCCAAGGACUCCAUCACACUAGACUGUGACUACGUGACCAGCAACGUGACAGGGCUAGUGGUGAAGUGGUUCUUCAACUACCGUGAACAGCCCGUCUACCAGUGGAUACCGCCGCAGAAGCCGCAAGCUUUGGGGAUAUUAAAAGAUAAGCUCGACCUCAACUACAGGGUGUCGAACAAUGCGUACACGCAGCACCGAGCGCUACGGAUCCUGUCUCCGAGCACAGAUCUCACGGGGAACUACACGUGCGUCGUCUCUACAUGGCUGGCUGAAGACGAGAGAACCAGGCCGAUGACAAUAUUUGUGCCAGAAACUCGCUUCGACAUGAUACAAGACAGGCUCGACGACGGGUACCUCAACAUCAUUUGUUCUGCCGAAGGAGUGUUUCCGAAGCCGGAACUUAUUAUCUUAGCAGGAAAUAGACCUUUAAACGCUAAGACCACCCUGAAACUACUGGAAGGGCGGUACACCGCGCUCACCAGCGCCGUGGUGAGGGUAGACGCGUUGCCUCCCACGGUCGAGAUCCUCUGCGAUAUGCAAGUGCCACUCGCCAACUACUUUAGCAGAAAAAGGGACAUCUUUUAUAGAGAUCCACCUGUGACGCCUCCUGAAUCAUCGAAUUCAAUGCACACGUCUGCGCCAGAUAGUGGCAUUAACAUUGCACCACGUUGGAUUGUUAUGGUCUCACUAAUAUCUGUGCAUUUUAUAACAAUACCAAAUUCAUGAUGUAUUUGAUUUUUUAACACUAAAACUUAGCCAAAUAAACAAAUCUGUAAUUAAUAUAUUUAUAUGAAAUACCUAAGCUGUAAAAUAAAUGACAUUAUUUUAAUUCUUACAAAUAAGGUAUGUAAAUAUGUUUAGUUAAGGUUAACUCAAGGUUAUUUUUGAAACUGUCAAAACUGUUUUGAUUAAGCCAAAGAUUUGUGUAUUAUAAGAGACAAAACAAAAAUAAUUUAUCCAAAGAAAUCAGAGUCACUUCGCUAUUCUUCUAAAUAUAUUUAUACCCUGGUACUAUUAAACAAUUUUCCAAUAUUAAUCAUCACAGUCCUGAAUCAGUUUUAUUUCAUGAUUCAGUUAGCAAUUAUCUCUGUAUCUAAAUAGGUAAAUUAUAAAUUUUUAAGAAAAUAUGUAAAGUUAGAAUAUAAUUAAAAGUUUUACUGUAUUUAUUAACUUAUAAGAAAAAACUGGUACUUAAGUAAACUAUUCACAUUUCCAACAGAUAUAUUAGACUAUUUAUAGAUAAUACCUACUUUAUUUUCUUUCCCGAGAAAAUCAAGCAAGAACGAAAGAGUACUCGUAUAUUGUAAUAUAACUAAACGUCAUUUAUUAUUUUGAAUUUGUCAAACAAAAUGUAUUAUUAUUUGUCGCCCCAAAAUCUCAACGAUUUUCUUAACCAGCUUAUUUGGUUGCCGACAUAAAUAAAUGUAACUACAGAAACUAUUUCGUAACA